UCUCCUUAAUACUUGUGGAGAUGGAAAUACCUUCAAUACCAACCUCAAGGUCAUUGCUUAAGAGUGAAUGAGAAAUGUAGCAACUCUAUGAUUGCCACGUGGCAGCUUGGUAAUCUUCAUUGUGUGGACGUUAUGGUUUCAAUGACCAAUCCUAUUGUUACACCCUAUCAAUUAAUCAGCUAAUAUAAAUCCCUCAAUUUGAUCACAAAUUUGCAUAGAAUAAUUUGCUUCAAUUUCAACUAUCUUUCUCUUUUGUGCAAUACCAAUCAGUGCAGUAUCCAUGGCUGCUUCAGUUUCAACUGUUGGAGCUGUCAAAACUCCAAUGAGCUUGAAUGGCUCAGUAGUAGCUGGACCAACAGUUUCUAAUUCAGCUUUCUUCGGCACAAGCUUGAAAAAGCUUACCGCAAGACUUCCAAACACAAAAGUUUCCUCAGGAAGCUUCAAAGUUUUUGCUAAAGAGAUCGAUGAGGGUAAACAGACCGACGGAGACAGAUGGAGGGGUUUGGCCUAUGAUAUAUCAGAUGACCAACAAGACAUCACAAGAGGAAAGGGUAUGGUUGAUUCAGUUUUCCAAGCACCACAAGAUACUGGAACUCAUUAUGCAGUCAUGAGUUCUUAUGAGUACCUUAGUACUGGACUUAAACAGUACAACUUUGACAACACUAUGGAUGGAUUUUACAUUGCUCCUGCUUUUAUGGACAAGCUUGUUGUUCACAUCACCAAGAAUUUCUUGACCCUACCAAACAUCAAGGUUCCACUCAUUCUUGGAGUCUGGGGAGGAAAAGGACAGGGAAAAUCUUUCCAAGCUGAGCUUGUCUUUGCUAAGAUGGGAAUCAACCCCAUCAUGAUGAGUGCUGGAGAGCUUGAAAGUGGAAAUGCAGGAGAGCCAGCAAAACUGAUCAGACAGAGAUACCGUGAAGCCGCUGACAUUAUCAGGAAGGGAAAGAUGUGUUGUCUGUUCAUCAACGAUCUCGAUGCAGGAGCAGGUCGUAUGGGUGGAACCACACAAUACACUGUCAACAACCAGAUGGUGAAUGCCACACUCAUGAACAUUGCUGAUAACCCCACCAAUGUCCAACUCCCUGGUAUGUACAACAAGGAAGAUAACGCUCGUGUGCCCAUCAUUGUCACCGGUAACGAUUUCUCAACACUUUAUGCUCCUCUCAUCCGUGAUGGUCGUAUGGAGAAAUUCUACUGGGCUCCUACAAGAGAAGACCGUAUUGGUGUCUGCAUUGGAAUUUUCCGCCAUGACAAUAUCGCAAAAGAUGACAUUGUCAAGAUUGUUGACACCUUCCCCGGCCAAUCCAUCGAUUUCUUCGGUGCAUUGAGGGCUAGAGUGUACGAUGAUGAAGUGAGGAAGUGGGUUUCUGGAGUUGGUAUUGAAACAAUUGGAAAGAAGCUUGUGAACUCAAAGGACGGACCACCAGUGUUUGAGCAGCCAAAGAUGACACUAGAAAAGCUAUUGGAGUAUGGUAACAUGCUUGUCUCAGAACAAGAGAAUGUGAAGAGAGUUCAAUUGGCAGACAAGUAUUUGGAAGGUGCUGCUCUUGGUGAUGCUAAUCAAGAUGCUAUUAAGGAGGGAAAAUUCUAGUUUCUCCAAUGAUCUUGGAGGCAUUACAAAGUUCUUGUUCUUGAUUCAAAUGCCUCAAACUUCGAUCCAACUACUAGAAGUUGUGAUGGCACGUGCUUGUAACAUUCUCAAUGUGUUAUUAGGUGGAAGGAAAAGAUUCCAAGUUUGAGAUAAUUUUAUUAUUAUUUUUCUUUUUGGAGUGUCUUCCUAUGUAAUUUUGUUAUAUGUACAAUGUUUAAUUUAAUUUGGUGCCUUUCUCUUUCUACCUAUUA
This is a messenger RNA of Medicago truncatula (barrel medic), 1842 nucleotides long. Its product is annotated as ribulose bisphosphate carboxylase/oxygenase activase 2, chloroplastic. Gene Ontology annotation, molecular function: ATP hydrolysis activity; ribulose-1,5-bisphosphate carboxylase/oxygenase activator activity; ATP binding. Gene Ontology annotation, cellular component: thylakoid; chloroplast stroma. The coding region runs from base 281 to 1591 and encodes 436 amino acids. NCBI's taxonomy places the organism in Eukaryota, Viridiplantae, Streptophyta, Magnoliopsida, Fabales, Fabaceae. The transcript is spliced from 7 exons. The record is from RefSeq and is a predicted model, not a curated record.